GUUCCCUCCUCCACUCCAAUCUCUGAUACCUGUGGAUGCUGCGAGGUUCUUGUUCCUGCUGGGUCCGCAGCGCUUGUGCUGGGUUGGGCUCUGCCUCGUGGGACCCCAGGGGCCUGGGUGUGAGCCAGGGCACGGAGCAGCAAGGAGCCAGAAUGGGCCCCGAGUUCCUCACCAGCAGGCCCCCCCAGGAAUCAGUGACCUUCAAGGAUGUGGCUAUGGACUUCACCUGGGAGGAGUGGGGCUACCUGGACACUUCCCAGAAGGAGCUUUACUGGGAGGUGAUGCUGGAGAACUACAGGAACCUGGUCAGCCUGGGCCUUUCAGAUUCCAGUCUAGAUGUGAUUUCUCAACUGGAGUCAGGGGAAGCACAUGGGAUUCCAGUGGACAGUGUCCUAAGAACCUGCUGGCCAGAUUGGAAUGCCAGGCCUCAGACCAAGGAGUCACCUCCAGAGAUGGGUAUUUCAAUGGAGGACUUAUCCCAGCAAAAUUCCUUGUGGGAUGACCCAUGCAUCUUCAAGAUGGGGAAAACCUGGGAGUGUUAUGGCAGGUUAAAUAAAGAGUGGAACAAUAAGAAACAUUCUAGAAAAAGAAAAGUAAUCCAAACAGAAAUUGCUGACAAAGUCAGAGGCUCUGAAGACAGUAAAUACAGGCAAACAUCUAGCCCAGAGCCAGUCCUUUUUCCACAACAGGAGGUAUCUAUAGUAACGAGUUUCCAUGAAGGUGAUCAUCAGAGAAGGAGCUUUACCAUGGAGUCAGACCAAAGACAGUUUAAUCAAGUUUACUCAAAGAAGAAAUAUUAUGAGGUUAACAAAAGUCAGAAAGCCUUUGGUUAUCAUUUUGACCCCAUUAAAAAAUAUGGAAUUCAUGCUGACCAGAAACUUCAUGAAAGUAGAAAUUCUUUCCUUGUGAAUAAUGAACUUAUUCCAUACCAGGGAACUGAUUCAGGAAAAAAAUGUUAUGAAUUGACUAAAUGUGGGAAGAUAUUCUGUCAGAAGGUAGAUCUUAAUCACUCUAGUGUUCAGGGUAAAAACAAAUCUUAUGAGUGCAGUGAAUGUGGAAAGGCCUUCCAGUAUAAGAUGAAUCUUACACAACACUACAGAAUUCAUACUGGAGAGAAACCUUUUGAAUGCAUUGACUGUGGAAAGGCCUUCCACCAGAAGACAGACCUUAUUCGACAUUACAGGAUUCAUACUGGAGAAAAGCCAUUUAAAUGCAAUGAUUGUGGGAAAGCCUUUCCGAGGCGCACAACACUGACUCUACAUCAGAGAACUCACACUGGAGAGAAACCCUAUGAAUGCAGUGAAUGUGGGAAGACAUUCCGAUCAAGCUCCAACCUUACUCAGCACCGGAGUACACAUACAGGAGUAAAGCCUCAUCAGUGCAGUGUGUGUGGGAAGGCCUUCUCUCAGAAGUCUGAUCUUACUCAUCAUGGUAGUAUACAUACGGGAGAGAAACCAUACGAAUGCACAGAAUGUGGGAAGAUCUUUCGCCAGAAGUCAGAUCUCACACAACACUUCAGCAUUCAUACUGGAGAGAAACCUUUUAAAUGCAGUGAUUGUGGGAAAGCCUUUCCCCGCAUCACAACGCUGGCUCGACAUCAGAGAACUCACACUGGAGAGAAACCCUAUGCAUGUAAUGAAUGUGGAAAGGCCUUUACUCAGAAUGCAGGUCUUUCUUUCCAUAGAAGAAUUCAUGCCAGAAAGAAGUCUUAGGAAUGCAAUGAAAGUGCAAAGACAUUGCCACUAGAUCAGAAUACAUAUUCAACAUAUAGAAUUCAUGAUGGACAAAAAUUAAUACAUUAAUAUAAUCAUUGGAGCAAAUUUUUUCUCUGGAAGAGAUUGACAAAUUUAGUUAAUAUUGGAAAGGAUCUGUGGACACAUAGUGCAUAAGGAAAGCCUUUUGCUGGUGAACCACCUCUUCUUCUACCGGGGUCAUUGCCUAGAAAUGCAAAUGAGGCACUUUAUUUUUUCAUUUUGAAUAGCACUUUAUUUUUUUCCCAAUUCCAUGUAAACACAAUUUAACACUUUUUUUUUUG
Phascolarctos cinereus (koala) is the source of this 2035-nucleotide messenger RNA. RefSeq lists its product as uncharacterized. Gene Ontology annotation, cellular component: nucleus. Gene Ontology annotation, molecular function: RNA polymerase II transcription regulatory region sequence-specific DNA binding; DNA-binding transcription factor activity, RNA polymerase II-specific. NCBI's taxonomy places the organism in Eukaryota, Metazoa, Chordata, Mammalia, Diprotodontia, Phascolarctidae. The record is from RefSeq and is a predicted model, not a curated record. Gene Ontology annotation, biological process: regulation of transcription by RNA polymerase II.